CAAGACCGUAAAACCCUACUAGAAACUCAGACAAAACAACUCUGGGCCUCUGGCCGGUCAAACAUCCUACUUUCCUGCGCACUCAUGGCUUCCAGGCGAGUAAGAGCAUUUAAGCGGUGGAUGAGUUCCCACGGCAUUGAAUACAGCGACGCACUCCAUUUCAAAGACGACCCAGAAAGAGGAAUCUCCGUUGUCGCCUUAUGUGAUUUGAAGGAAGGUGAUGUGGUGGCAACAAUUCCAAAAACUGCAUGUCUCACUGUUAAAACUAGUGGGGCUUGUAAAAUGAUUGAGGCAGCUGGUUUGGGUGGUAUUUUAGGCUUAUCAGUUGCUUUGAUGUAUGAGAGGAGCUUGGGUGAGGAAUCUUCUUGGGCUGGUUAUCUUCAGCUCUUACCUCAUCAAGAGUGUGUGCCUUUUGCUUGGUCUCUGGCUGAAGUUGAUUCUCUUUUGUGUGGGACUGAGCUCCACAAGGUACUCUUUAAUCAUAAAACUGGGGCUGAGGAUGUACACUUCUCUUCUGUUUCUUCACAUCAUGAAUCUGUCAAUGACGAUGAUGAUGACAAUCAUGAAUAUGCUAAUGCUUCUGGUGAUGAUGAUGAACCAUCAACUGAAAAUUCUGACCAGGAUAGAGAUGAGACUGAUCCUUCCAUGGGAAAUAAUUCUUCUGAUAGCAGUGAUGCAGAACCUUCUUCUGUUUCAGGGGAUGAUUCCUCAGUGUUGCAAAUGAUUAUGGUGAAAGAUGUCAAAGUUGGAAUUGAGAUUUUCAAUACCUAUGGGUUGGUAGGAAAUGCUGCAUUGCUUCACAGAUAUGGGUUCACGGAGCCAGAAAACUCCUAUGAUAUUGUGAAUAUUGAUUUGGAGUUGGUGCUUCAAUGGAGUUCUUCUUUAUUUUCUAGCCGAUACACUAGAGCAAGGUUGUCCUUGUGGAGAAGAUUAGGGUAUUCUGGAUGUGUCAGUCAAAGUUCUGAAUAUUUUGAGAUAGCAUUCAAUGGAGAGCCCCAAAUUGAGUUGCUAAUAUUAUUAUACUUCAUUUUACUACCUGAAGAUACAUAUCAUACGUUGGAUCUAAGUUUAUCAGCUGGUGAGAGUUACAAUGAAGCAAUAUGUACGAUUUUGUCCAAGAAAAACAACAUUGCAUUGGAAAACACUUCAGAUAUGAGCACAGAACUAUUCUUCACUGAAAGUGUUUGUAAUGCGCUCUCUUCAUUGGCGGAUAUGCGGGAGAGUUGUUACGCCAUCAAGUCAAAAGAAGAUGAUAUUGAAGUCCUGAGAAGUGGUUCCACAAAAGAUAGGAAGUUGUACCAUUCUUCGGUAUUACGUUUAAGUGAGAGAAGGAUUCUGGAGAAUUUAAGAAAUUAUGCAGCUGCUCUUAUGCAGUCACUGAGACCUGCUAAGCGAAGCUCUAUGAGAAAGAGAUUAAAGAGGAAUGGGAUGCAGCAUUAAUUCUUUCGUCUAAUCAGUUUCCAUGGUUAUUCUUUCCCUGCUUUCUCUCUGUUAUCUUGUCAGAUUUAAUUUUAUCAAGCAACGACAAUGAGUACAAUGAUGCUAACACAAUAACUGGUCAGUAAUACAUUGGCAAUCUCAUUUAAGGUAAUUUUUCUCAUAGUUGUGUUAAUCAAAUGCAAUUGUAUCACUUAAGAUGCCAUGUAGCUUAUGUUUGUAAUUCUGUGCCAUUUUGAUUGAUUGAAUUGUAUUCAAAUAUAUGAGUUUCACUUAUUCAUCUAAGCUUGUUUUUCGGAAGAUUUCAA
Pistacia vera is the source of this 1745-nucleotide messenger RNA. RefSeq names its product N-lysine methyltransferase setd6. The coding region runs from base 85 to 1440 and encodes 451 amino acids. Lineage: Eukaryota; Viridiplantae; Streptophyta; Magnoliopsida; Sapindales; Anacardiaceae. The transcript is spliced from 4 exons. The record is from RefSeq and is a predicted model, not a curated record. Gene Ontology annotation, cellular component: nucleus. Gene Ontology annotation, biological process: peptidyl-lysine monomethylation. Gene Ontology annotation, molecular function: protein binding; protein-lysine N-methyltransferase activity.